AUGGGGAUGAUACGAGUUGGGAGUCCAGCAAUAUCUGGAGCUGGUCAUUCUUGUUCUGAAGAUACUUCAGUACCUCAUGCCACAUUUCCAGCUAGUUCAAGUGCAAAACCUAGUAGUGCCAAUGUUUACUCCCUUGAACCAGGUACAAUGUGGAAGUUGCGUCUUAAGCAGCAGCCUGUUCUCAGAACAGCGGGAUACAGAAAACUACAAGCUAGGAGCAUAUAUGGCUGUUAUCAACUGCAUGACAAACUACCUUUUAGUUUGGAGAAAACCAAGCAGAGGGGGACACCAGUGGCAUAUGAAAUUAUGCAUUGUGUGAAGGCGGCAGACAGAUGA
Molecule: messenger RNA, 336 nt
Organism: Podarcis lilfordi (Lilford's wall lizard)
Lineage: Eukaryota; Metazoa; Chordata; Lepidosauria; Squamata; Lacertidae
Source: the annotation of a GenBank genome assembly